This is a messenger RNA of Tupaia belangeri chinensis (Chinese tree shrew), 1339 nucleotides long. RefSeq lists its product as uncharacterized. The record is from RefSeq and is a predicted model, not a curated record. Bases 564 to 1283 code for a protein of 239 amino acids. NCBI's taxonomy places the organism in Eukaryota, Metazoa, Chordata, Mammalia, Scandentia, Tupaiidae. The transcript has 2 exons.
ACGCCAUCUGCGGGUCCCCAAAAGCAGGACAAGCUUCUGAGAGCACCUUCAGGCCAGACAGUGCCCAGCCCCCUCACAGCUUCGUGUUUGUCACUGUUGCUGCACCCUGCAUCCUUGGCCCUCCCUCCCCCUGCACGCCCGAUUCCCUGGUGGACACAAGGCACUGCCCUCAGGCUCGGACUCCAUUUCUCCCCAUCCGUCCCUAUUCCUGUUCCCUCGGAGUCUGCUGCGGCCUCCCUAAGUAGUCCCACGGCAAGAGAAGGGCCAGAAGGAAGAGACACAGUGGGGAUGCAGAUGAGGAAGGCGUCCUGAGGUCAGUACUUCCACUCCAGCCAGGCCCACACUCCCACCUGUGCACAGCAGGCGCGGGGAUGGGGCCUGCACAUGCCGAAAUUUAGCCAAGAGCACACAGCUGAGCGGCUGGCCUUGAGCAGUCUCCCAGUAAUUCGGGGCUGGAUUGCAAGCCUGUGCCCGUCCCCUCCUUAGGAAUUCAAGAAAGGGCCAGGAUUGCAAGCCUGUGCCUGUCCCCUCCUUAGGAAUUUAAGAAUUUUUGUGCUCCCACCAUGUGUCAGGCCUGGAGCCCCUGGUCGGGGACAGGGGACAGAGAUCAGGCAGUCACGGAACACCACCGAGCGGGCACCUGCCCCCUUUCCCAUGCCAUCAUCCUGUUCAGCCACCACAAACCCUGUGGGGAAGUUAAAGCCACCUACAAUACGGGCCACCGAGAGCUAAACUGCUCAGAAGAUUGCCUGCACCCACUCUCCAACUUCUCCCGGCCCUUCUCUCAUGAAUGCGUUCCCGCCGCGCUCACCGAAGCUCCUCCCGUCAAGAUCGCCACCACUGGCCUGCCGGUUGCCGGGUCCACUGGGCAAGCCACCACCACGUCCUCUCGCCCCACCUCUCGACACUAUUGCACAAAACCGACUGCUCGCUCCUCUUGGGCCCACUGCCCCCAUAGGUUUUCAGGACGCCAGCUCUCCUGCUUUUUCUCCUCUGCUUCACUGGCCUCACUUAUCUUGCUGGCUCCUCCUCUGGCCCCAGGAAGCUGGUGUGGCUCGGCCCCUGGGCCCCGACUCUCCUCCAUCUACAUUCUCAGCCAAGGAGACCUCAGCCACUUUCUCGGCUUUCAGUACCCCUGCCUGCAGAGGGCUCCGAAUUCACAUCUCACUUCAGUCCUCAGUCCCACAUUCCGGACUCUACCCAGUACCCAACGGCCUCUCAGCAUCCUCUCCUGGUUGUCUGACAGAACUCCCAGUAGGCCCAUGUUCAAAACUGACUUCUAGGGGCUGGCAGGUGGUGUGGUGGUUAAGGUGCUGGACUCCCACAUGGUUGACCACGG